Messenger RNA from Ahaetulla prasina, 1638 nucleotides. Its product is annotated as ADP-ribosylhydrolase ARH1-like. The record is from RefSeq and is a predicted model, not a curated record. Gene Ontology annotation, biological process: protein de-ADP-ribosylation. Gene Ontology annotation, molecular function: magnesium ion binding; ADP-ribosylarginine-[protein] hydrolase activity. Lineage: Eukaryota; Metazoa; Chordata; Lepidosauria; Squamata; Colubridae. The coding region runs from base 134 to 1222 and encodes 362 amino acids. The transcript is spliced from 8 exons.
GGACGGAUUUGUAGACUCUUUCUGUUUGAAGUCCUCCAAUUGGACGAGUGGAGAAGGUAGGAUCAGCCUGGAAAGUUGAUUUUCAAAGUCUGACGGACGAAGACGGAGCGGUCGCCUCCCCCUCCCCGCAGUCAUGGAUGGCUCCUACCGUACUCCCUCCCAAGAAGCCUAUCGUGCAGCCAUGGUGCUUUCUGGAGCUGGUGAUGCCCUUGGAUAUCGCAACCAGCGCUGGGAAUACUGUACUUCAGGGCCCCAGAUCCACCAAGAGCUCCAGGAAAUGGGGGGACUUGGCAAGAUCCGUGUAGCUCUUCCUGAUUGGCCAGUCAGUGAUGACACUGUGCUGCACCUGGCAACUGCUGAGGCCCUUGCCACAGGGAAGACUGGGGAGCCCUUGUUCCAGGAGCUGGCAAGAUGCUAUGUAGAGGGCAUGAAAGAUAUGGAGGGAAGAAAACCUGGACCCACCAGUAUUUUGGGAACAUCUCAGUUACGUCCAGGAGAGCCAGGUGGAUAUCACAUUCCCUUCAACUCUUACGCAACCGGUUGUGGUGCAGCUAUGAGAUCCAUGUGCAUUGGGCUUAGGUAUCCUCAGCCUUCUGAUCUCAACACCUUGAUUCAAGUCAGCAUAGAAAGUGGAAGAAUGACACAUCACCACCCCACAGGCUAUCUGGGAUCUCUGGCUUCGGCCCUCUUCACUGCAUAUGCUGUCCAGGGACUGCCCCUUGAGCGCUGGGGAUCUGGGUUGCUGAAGACUCUGCCCCUUGCCCUGGAAUACAUCCAGGCUGCUGGGAUUGAGACUGAAGCCAAUGUAGCAGCUUGGUCCUAUUUCCAAGAGAAAUGGGAAUGGUACCUCUCAGAACGGGGUCUCAUCGAUGGUCAGGGCCCAGUUCGAUUUCCUCCUGUCUAUGGUCCUGCUGAGCGGGAUGUCAUCUACAAAACCUUCAGCCUGGAUGGUUGGGCUGGGCGGAGUGGCCAUGAUGCACCCAUGAUUGCCUAUGAUUCCCUCCUGGGCGCUGGAAGCAGCUGGGAGCAGCUCUGUGGACGGUCCAUGUUCCAUGGGGGGGACAGUGACUCCACAGGGGUAAUCGCAGCUUGCUGCUGGGGCCUUACAUAUGGUCUCCAAGACAUCCCACCUGGAAAUCACAUGGAACUGGAAUACCGAGACAGGAUGGUCUCUGCAGCCAACUCUCUCUAUCACCUGGCUUGGGAGCGGGGAUCUGUUUGAGAAGCUGUUACCAUAGCUAAUAUCCUCAAUUCAUGGGAAGGCAUAAGCUGAAAACUUUCAAUAGAUUGAAAACUGCUGCUUUCAAAAUAAAUUGUAGCUGUAUUCUGCCUCGCUUUUGUGGAUUGGAGGAGGGAUCCAUGUCAGAUUCUUAAGAUCCCGUAAAGAGGAGUCUUUUAAGAUAUAGAUUCCCAAGAUCCUGUAUAGACGUGUCCACAGGGAAGUGAUUUAAAAAACUUCAAGAUGGAACCAGAACCAUGUGACUGAAGUCCCACUCUUUUGGGAUGGAGUUUUAACCAUAUGGUUGUGGCUGCCAUUUUGAUUCCGUUGACCUUUUUGUAGGUGAACUAUUUUCUUUGACUUGAAAGAUAAUCCAUUUAAUAAACAAGAGCAUUGUGAUUUCACAGAGGAUUGUGCAU